Molecule: messenger RNA, 1583 nt
Organism: Portunus trituberculatus (swimming crab)
Lineage: Eukaryota; Metazoa; Arthropoda; Malacostraca; Decapoda; Portunidae
Product: clotting factor G beta subunit-like
Exons: 3
Coding region: 28-1431 (467 amino acids)
Biological process (GO): proteolysis
Molecular function (GO): serine-type endopeptidase activity
Source: RefSeq, a predicted model, not a curated record
UCAGGAUUUGCAGAUAGCCAGGCAAUCAUGCGUCCUCUGUCUGUGUCAUGUCUCUUCUUGGUUCUGGCCUCCGCGUCCGGCUUGGCCAUGGAGGAAGCAUUGAGGGCAUCUGAAUGCGGAGGCAAUCUGGUUGUGGAUGAUGAAGUGACGCUGAGAAGCCCCGAUUAUCCCAACUCUUACCGUAACAAGGCGAGAUGCCGUUGGAAGGUGACUGCUAGUGAUGGCAACUCGAAACUGGAGAUGCAGUGUUCCACAUUCGAUGUUCAGGCAUCGAAAGAUUGCAAGAAGGACAAGCUGGUAGUGAAGCAGGGAAACAAAGAGUUGAAGCGCUUUUGUGGCGAAGGCCCCAAAAGUUUCACUUCUGAUUCCAGCGAACUAAAUUUCAUAUUCAAGAGCAAUCGACGGGUGUCUAAGAAGGGCUUCGAAUGCACUGUGCGGAAGGUGAGCCAAGACACCUCCCAAGGACUCUGGACUAACACACAGCCUCCAAACACCAACAAGCCAGAAACCACUAAAGCCCCAACUAAACCCGAAACCACCGAGGCCCCAACUAAGCCCGAAACCACCGAGGCCCCAACUAAACCCGAAACCACCGAGGCCCCAACUAAACCCGAAACCACCAAGGCCCCCACUCAACCUUCUGGCGAUGGGAAAUGUGAGUGUGGAGUGCCCAACCUAAACCGCAUUGUGAACGGUAACACAGUGAGUCCUGCACACAAAUAUCCGUGGCACGUGGGACUAAAAAAGAGAAACGGGUUGUCAUACUGGUGCGGCGGAGCCAUCAUCAAUAACAAGUACGUCCUCACUGCCGCUCACUGCUUCUUUAACCAAGAAGGCGAACGUGAAUCUGAUGAAGGGCUGGUGGUGGGCGUGGCUGAUCACGACAUGACGACCACAUCAGAUGAUGUUUCUGGGGUGACACGCUUGGUUAAUGUGAAAAAGGUUAUCCUCCAUUCCAAAUACGAUCCUAAAGGGUACGACUAUGACAUAGCACUGCUGCAGCUGGAGGAGACACUUGACCUCAGCAAGAACAAACAGUUACGCGCCGUAUGUCUGCCCAAGGAUGACUCCAAGAAUUAUGCAGGGAUGAAGGGCAUUGCUAGUGGUUGGGGACGACUGGUGACAGGCGGGAAACAGCCAGACAAGCUGCAGGAGGUGGUGCUGCCAAUUCUGGACACAAAUUGUUGGAACUUCCAAAUCAGUGAAAGGAUGUUGUGUGCUGCAGAUCAAGAGGGCAAAAAGGAUACCUGCCAAGGGGACUCUGGCGGACCGCUCUAUGUAGAGGAAAGCUCCAAGCUCGUUCAGGUCGGUGUGACCUCCUUCGGCUUCGGUACUUGCGCCGAGAAAGGUAAACCCGGAGCCUACGCCAGGGUGUCCAAAUUCCUUGGCUGGAUAAAGGAAAACACCGCCGAUGCAACCUACUGUCAGUAAUGGGUUAGACAGAGACCAUUACUCAUUCAUUUCCCAGUAUGUACAACAUGCCUAUAGUUUAUAGUUUUUUUUUUUUUUUUUUAACAGAGGCGAAUCUAAUCCUGCGAUUAGUAGAAUGUUGUGAACUUCAGAAUAAAAAUAUUCUUUAAAAA